Molecule: messenger RNA, 2015 nt
Organism: Parasteatoda tepidariorum (common house spider)
Lineage: Eukaryota; Metazoa; Arthropoda; Arachnida; Araneae; Theridiidae
Product: importin subunit alpha-1
Biological process (GO): protein import into nucleus
Cellular component (GO): cytoplasm
Molecular function (GO): protein binding; nuclear import signal receptor activity
Source: RefSeq, a predicted model, not a curated record
ACUGCUGGAAUGUCUAUAGAAGAAAUAGUUCAAGGCAUUUGUAGUCAGGAUGCUCAUCAACAAUUGAUAGCUGCUCAGAAUGCAAGAAAAAUACUUUCCAGGGAGCGUUGUCCACCUAUAGAUGCUAUGAUUGCUACAGGAGUUGUUCCCAUACUUGUACAAUUUCUUUUACGUCAUGAUAAUGUCCCCCUACAAUUUGAAGCUUGUUGGGCGCUAACGAAUAUAGCAUCUGGCAAUUCUGCCCAAACAAGAACUGUUGUUGAGGCAGGAGCAGUCCCUAUUUUUACAAGUUUGUUAUCUUCUCCACAUGCUAAUGUUGCAGAGCAAGCUGUAUGGGCCUUGGGAAACAUUGCAGGUGAUGGUCCUGAAUUAAGAGACUUGGUUAUUAGAAAUAACAUUAUACCUCCACUCCAAGCACUACUGACACCAGACAUUUCACCACUGUUUCGACGCAAUAUUACAUGGACUUUGUCUAAUCUUUGCCGUAAUAAAAAUCCGCCUCCUCCAUUCGACGCUAUCAAAAUGGUCCUGCCUACUUUUGCUGAACUGAUAAAUCACAGUGAUCAAGAAGUGGUCACAGACUCUCUCUGGGCUAUCUCAUACCUGACUGAUGGCUGCAACGAGAAGAUUCAGGAAGUAAUCAACGUUGGUGUCGUUCCACGCCUUUGUGAACUUCUAGAGAUGAGGGAAGUUUCUAUUAUCACACCAGCACUCAGAGCAGUUGGAAAUAUUGUGACUGGAGAUGAUGAGCAAACUCAAACAGUGAUCAGUGCUGGUGCUCUUCAGACUUUAAGGUUUUUGCUUAGGCAUCCCAAAAGUAAUAUUGUGAAGGAAGCCUGUUGGACUGUUUCUAAUAUCACUGCAGGUACGCCUACUCAAAUCCAAGCUGUUAUUGAUAAUGGACUUAUGGGUCUUGUCAUUGAUGUUCUUAAUGAGGGUGAUUAUAAAAGCCAAAAGGAAGCCAUCUGGGCUGUUUGUAAUUUCACAUCAGGUGGUACAAUAGAACAGAUUAUAUUUUUGGUCAGAGCUGGUGUCAUCCCACCUGUUUGUAACCUUCUUGCUGUUAAGGAUUCAAAAAUUCUAACUGUAGCUUUGGAUGCCAUAGCUAAUAUUCUAAAUGCUGCUACCAAAGUAGGUGCAACAGAAAGUGUCUGCUGCUUUAUUGAACAAUGUGGUGGAUUGGACAGGAUUGAAAAUUUACAACACCAUGAGAACCCAGAAGUGUAUAAAUCAGCAUUUACGAUCAUAGACUCUUACUUUACAGGAGAGGAGGAAGAAGAUGAAGAUAUUAAACCAGAAGUAGAUGAAACCGGUGCUUAUGAGUUUAGUGGUCCCAAUGCUGCACCCAAUGGAGGAUUUUCAUUUUAAUAAUUAGUUUUCAUAUAAAAAGGUUUUUAAAAUGUGAUUUCAGAUUAGAGUCUAGCCUUUGCCUGUUGUACAGCUCACAUCAUUCCUUAAAUGAACUGUUUUAUAAUUGUAUCAAAUGAAUCUCUAAAAUGGAGCCGCCAUCUGCUGGGCAGAAUUGAAUUUUUUUUUCUCUUGAAAAUUAUACGAGCUGACAUUAAAGACUGACUGCUGUUAUGUAUAUACGUAAAUAUAUAUAAGUCAACGGUUUUGUUAUUUAAGUGAAUUCACUGACAGUCUGAAAAAAUUAAUUUUAUAUUUGUUUGAUUGGCUUAAACUACGUGUUUGAUACUUAUAUUUAUGAAUUUGCUUAAAGCUUAUAAUUCUGCUUCUGUAUUCUUUUUUAAAAUUGUGUUUAUAUUGUGAUAGCUUAGGCCCUCUAAUUUUUUUUUCUUCAUGUGAACUAAGACUGUUUCCUUAUGUUAUGAUAUAAGGCAUUCUUUGAAAAGCAUUUCUGAAAGCAGCUUGAUUGGAAUCUUCUAACAUUUAAUAAGUUUUUAAAUUUUAAUAACAUGAAGUUGGUUACUGUAUUGUGAUAUUUAACUCUUUGAGUUUUAGUUCGAAUUCAAAUGUAAAAAUUUUGCCAAUAAUAAAAACUUAAAUUUUUCCCA